UGUAUCGUAUGUAGAUCUUACCCAGACACAUUUCGCGGUUUUAAAUUCUUGAGGGGUCUUGCUGGUGAGAAGCAAGUCAAGGAGGCGGUGGCAGAGCAGUUAUGGCUGACCAGUUGGUGCACGGCAUUCUACAUGUCACAAUCUAUGAAGCCGACGGGCUGGUUGAUGCAGACCGAGCAACUGGAACUCUCCCCUCCCGUUUCCAAAAGGUAUGGCAGGGCCUCGAGGACAAAAUCCACCUGGGGCAGGGCAAUAGCCGGUUGUACGCGGCGGUGGAUCUGGGCCCAACGCGAGUCGGGCGCACGCGCAUCAUCGAGCGGGAACCGGUGCACCCGGUGUGGAACGAGUCGUUCCGCAUCUACGCGGCGCACGAGGUGUCGGACGUGGUCAUCACGGUGAGGGACGACAAGGCAAUCGGCGCGACAACUAUCGGGCGCGCCAAACUGCCGGUCACGGAGCUUUUGUCGCGGCGCGCCAUCGACGACUGGUACGACCUGUUCACGGACACCGGCGAAGCCGUCAAGGGCGGCGAGGGCAAAGUGCGCUUCUGCAUUCGCUUCUACGCCGCCGUCGACGACCCGCAGUGGAGUCGCGGCAUUCGGGACCCCAGGUACGACGGCGUGCCUUACACCUUCUUCCCGCAGCGCCGAGGCUGUCGCGUCACGCUGUACCAGGAUGCGCACAUGCCCGACGGGUUCCUGGAGAAGAUCUCCCUUGCCGAUGGACGCAUCAAGCAGCCGACCCACUGCUGGGAGGACGCGUACCGCAUGAUCAUGGGCGCGCGCCACAUGAUCUACGUCGCGGGCUGGUCCGUGUACACGGAGAUCACGCUCAUCCGCGACGAGGACCGGAUGAUCGAAGGCGCCCAAGGCGUCACGCUGGGCCAAUUGCUGAAGCGCCGGGCGGACGAGGGCGUGCGAGUGAACAUUCUGGUGUGGGACGAUCGCACCUCGAACGUGCUGUAUUCGAAGGGCAAAAUGGCAACGCACGACAAUGAUACUUUUGAUUACUUCCAGAACACGAAAGUGAAUUGCAUUCUGUGCAAGCGGAGGACCGACAGGUCCGCGCUCAGUAUAACGCAGUCGCUGAAGGGAGAUACCAUGUUCACGCACCAUCAGAAGACGCUGAUCGUGGACGCGCCGCUUCCCUGGGGCCACGAGACCGGGCAGCGCCGGAUUGUCAGCAUGGUCGGAGGCCUGGAUCUGUGCAAUGGGCGCUACGACACGCCGAAUCACCCUCUGUUCAGCAGUCUGCACGAUAUUCACAAUGGUGACUUCUACCAGGGCUGUUUAAAGACGGCCAUGAUCGAGAACGGCGGCCCUCGCCAGCCCUGGCACGACAUUCACGGCCGCGUGGAGGGCGAGAUCGCCUGGGAUGUGCUGUACAACUUCGAGCAGAGAUGGAGAAAGCAGGCCGGGCGCAGUUAUCAGGAGAAGCUGGUCCCCAUCGUGCGCACCGACGACAUGGUCACGCCUUGUCCCGUGCUGGCCGAGGGGGAUCAUGACUCGUGGAAUGUUCAGCUGUUCCGGUCCAUCGACAGCGGUUCGGUGACUUUCCCUGAGUCUCCCGAUGAGGCUGCCAGAUCUGGGCUGGUGAGCGGGAAGGAUCUCGUCAUCGACCGCUCCAUCCAAGACGCGUACGUUAACGCCAUCAGGCGAGCGAGGGAUUUCAUCUACAUCGAGAACCAGUACUUCCUGGGCAGUGCAUUCGGUUGGGACGAAAGGAGUGAUGUGAAAGCGCAUCAUGUCGUUCCCAUGGAAAUCGCUCUGAAGAUUGUGAGCAAGAUCAUGGCUGGCGAGCGGUUUUCGGUCUACGUGGUCAUUCCCAUGUGGCCCGAAGGCGACCCGGAAUCCGUGACCCUUGCCGUUCAGAGUAUCCUGUUCUGGCAGCACUGUACCAUGCAGAUGAUGUAUAAACGUAUCGCUGCAGCUCUGCACGCCGUGGGAAGUGAAGAGACCCCCAAGAACUACCUGAGCUUCUUCUGUCUUGGCAACCGUGAGACCUACAAGGAAGGAGAGUUCAAGCAGGUCAACAUGCCUCUCCCAGGCUCCAACUAUCAAAAGUCUCAGGACUCCAGGCGUUUUAUGAUAUAUGUCCAUUCGAAGAUGAUGAUUGUGGAUGACGAGUAUAUCAUCGUGGGGUCUGCAAACAUUAACGAGCGAUCCAUGCACGGGUCUCGAGAUUCAGAAAUUGCCUUUGGUGCUUAUCAGCCAUUUCACAUAGCUGGAAUGCCCGACCUGCCUCAUGGAGAGGUCCAUGGGUUUAGGAUGGCCCUCUGGUAUGAGCACAUGAGAAGAAUCGACAACGUCUUCUUGCGGCCAGAAAGUCUGGAAUGUAUACAACACGUUAACGCAAUGGGUGACAAAUUUUGGAAUCAAUAUGCCCAAGAUGAACCAUGCGAUAUAGAGGGCCAUCUUCUAACCUACCCUGUCACUGUUGGUCAGAAUGGAGAGGUGACCGCUUUCCAUGAUGCCCCGUAUUUCCCUGACACUAAUGCUUUUGUUGUUGGAACUCUAAACGGCCUUACACGACUGCCUUCGACUGUGACCACAUGAGUGAAACUGCCACAAAUUCUUCCACCGUCCACAGCAGGCUCCUUGAAUCAAAGUCUGACACGGCCCAUGCCAUCAUCAUUGAUUCAUUGGACCAUGCUUACACGACUGACCAGGCUUACCUUAAAGCGGUUGGACUGUCAAGGGCCCUGGUGUACCGUGGAUGGAUGCCUUGGCUAUAGUAGGGAUUGAUCCAUUGAGAUGAUUUCAGAAGAAACACGAAGGAAACUCUAGAGCCUGAACCUCGAGAAAAGCACCCACUGGUUAGCUAUCUGCGAAACUCUAUGGGCAGUAUUUUCGAUACCGGUCAUUCAAGGCUCGGACAUUCUCGAAAUUCUUGCAGGCUGUUGCUCAUCGUCUCAUUCAUUCCUCAAGCAGAAUGGAACAUAGACCGGAGGGAAGACACAUCGGAAGUAAAGGGCGAAAGGAGGUCCGAAGGGAUUGAUUUGAGCUGGGAGGACUUCUUUUAUUAUGAGGGACGUCGCCUGCAAUACAGGCGAAUGAGACCACGUGUAUAUAUUUAAAGUGAGAAGAAAGGACAGGCGAAUGAGACCACGUGUAUAUAUGUAAAGAGAGAAGAAAGGGCGAUUGUUCCACUAACCGUUCUGCAAUUGGGUUUUUCAUUGUU
Messenger RNA from Marchantia polymorpha subsp. ruderalis, 3180 nucleotides. Lineage: Eukaryota; Viridiplantae; Streptophyta; Marchantiopsida; Marchantiales; Marchantiaceae. The record is from the annotation of a GenBank genome assembly.